Molecule: messenger RNA, 2130 nt
Organism: Talaromyces marneffei
Lineage: Eukaryota; Fungi; Ascomycota; Eurotiomycetes; Eurotiales; Trichocomaceae
Exons: 2
Coding region: 1-2130 (709 amino acids)
Biological process (GO): regulation of DNA-templated transcription; chromatin remodeling
Cellular component (GO): nucleus
Molecular function (GO): ATP-dependent H2AZ histone chaperone activity
Source: RefSeq, a predicted model, not a curated record
AUGGCAACUCCAGAUGAGACAUCUUCUUUUACCGGGGCGGACACUUCUGAAGAUGAGGUCGUUGAAACACUGGUCUCUGGUCGACAGAAACGAAGCACAGCCGGCAGGAACAUGUCAUCUUUGCUCGAUGCCGCUGCUGACGACGAUCUCACGCUUCUGUUCGCCGAAGAUGAGAACGAUGACGAAUUUGACCAGGAUGAAGGAGCCGACGGGGAGUUUGAUGACAUGCGCUUAGAUUCUUCAUCAGAAGAUGAAGAUGACAAGGGACCUAAUGCGGCGGAUGAUGAUCUGGAAGGAGAAAAAGAGCUGGAGAAACAAGCGAGAGUCGAUCGGAAAAAGCGCAAAGCUCAGGAAUCUUUGAGACUUACGGCUCUACGCAAAAAAGUCAAGAUAGACUCACCAGCUUUGUCGAAAGUAUCUACCGCCACACCGCGUCCGAAGAAAAAGUCAGAACGAGUGUCUUGGCUACCGACGCCCGAAGAAGGACCAGUUCGAUCGUCCUCCCGUCGCCAGACUAUGCAAAAUAAAGAGCUUACGCACGCUAGGCUGAAGGACAGUGAACAAAGGCGAAUCAAACUUAUUGCAAAUAUGGAGGAAGCUGCCAAGAGGAAGCAGAGAUUGAAGCCAAAGAUCAUGACCCAGGAGGAACGAUUGGCCGAAGCAGCAAAGAUUGAGCGGCUGAACAGUAAAAGUCUGAAUCGGUGGGAGGAGAUGGAGAAACGAAAAGCUGAAGAACGCAAGGCUAAGCUCGAGGCUUUACAAAAUCGUCGUCUCGAAGGACCUGUCAUGUCAUGGUGGAGUGGGAUUGCCAGGUGGGUUAACGGGAGGUUGGUGCGUGUGGGCAAUGUCGAAGUUCAAGCCAAAGUUGAGGAAAAGGAACCUGAGCGUAAGAAGAAGUCGAAGGAUGCAGCAGCGGAUGCAGUCAAGACGGAUUCACCGGGCUCCGUUCCUACGACAAGUUUACCUACGGCUCCUACGAUUGACAAUGGAGAAACUUCAACUACGCAACCGAGCAAUAUCAACGCAGAGGCACAGCAGAUUGAGAAAGUGACGAGCGUUCCAGGACUUCUUGAUGGCAUCCAUGAGUAUGCGUCAGCAUCCACUACACCAGCACCAGAGAAACCAGAGCCACAAGUCCAAUCUGUACCGGAGUUGUCACCGGGUACGGAACCUAUGAGCGAAAAGACUCAGGCUGAUGGUUCCAAGCCUGAAAACGACGGAAUAGUGAACAGUGAAAACGAAGAGAAGAUUGCGGAUGACGAUACCACUGUUGUUGCGGUAGAGGAGCAAUUAAAAACUUCCUUGGAAGCGGAGAGCGCUCGGUCUGAUUCCAAACCAGCUGAUAAAGCACCCGAGUCAGAAGCACCCGAGUCGGAAGCACAAUCAAUGCCAGCUGCGCCUGAUGCAGCUGAUUCCGUACAGGUAGCACAGCCGGAGAAGCCGGUGGAGGCAAAAGCCGCAGAGGCGACAGGACAAGAUGCACCAUCGACCACCGCACAAACAGAUGCCAUUGACAAGGUCGCGGUACAAGACAUUCAGUCCACCGAGCCUGCUACGGCAAUCUCUGUGGGACCCAUUUCAGAACAGACCGACCAAACUAAUGUGUCUAUGCAAGACACUCUUCCGACGGAAAUCAACCAGACCACACCCGCGGCACCAACAGCAAGCGAAAUUGAAACGGCAGCACGGCCCGAGGAUAUUGAAGAAACGGGUCGGAAUCUACUCGUACUAGAAAAUUUCGACAAUGCGACCAUACAAAGCCGAGAGUAUAGUAUCUACUUCAACGCGAAGAAGCCACCGCGUUUGACCAAAAUAUCCCAACACCUCUGCCCAAUAACAUCUCAGUUAUCACGAUACCGCGACCCAGACACGUGUCUCCCCUUUGCAAACGUCGUUGGGUAUCGAGAAAUUCGCAACCUGACCGAGCAAAAGUACACAUGGAGUGGAAUGCUAGGAUGCUAUGUAGGUAGUGCAACGGUGGCGGCAAAGGGAGUUCCGGAACAGUUCAUUACAGGGGUGAAGCCGGAAAGAAAGGUAGAAGAGCCGACUGGCUCUGGUGACGGCCCUGAUGACAAGGGUAAGGCUAAGGACAAUAGCCAGAGUGAAGCCAUGGAGGUGGACGGGCCAUAG